ACGGUAAAGGAAGUCACGCGGCACUCGCUUUCUUCUCCCACACGUCUCCUCCCCGCGUCCUCCCCCUAAAAAUCCCCAAAUCCGACCAAACCCUAGGCAAAAUCCACUCCCCUCCGCUUCCUUCGCUGCUAAGUAUAUCCCCUGGGCUCCGAAUCUCCUACCGGGUUGGGUCUUGUAGUCGUUGGAUGAGAGCUUGGGACAGUGGAGGAGGAUGACGGUGAUGGAGCUCAAGGCGCUACCGCUCGGUUUCCGGUUCCACCCCACCGACGAGGAGCUCGUCAGGCACUACCUCAAGGGGAAGAUCACGGGGCAGAUCAAGAACGAGGUCGAGGUGAUCCCGGAGAUCGACGUCUGCAAGUGCGAGCCGUGGGACCUCCCAGAUAAAGCUUUGAUCCGCUCGGAGGAUCCAGAGUGGUUCUUCUUUGCACCCAAGGACCGCAAAUAUCCCAAUGGAAGCAGGUCAAACAGGGCGACGGAGGCCGGGUACUGGAAGGCUACCGGGAAGGACAGGGUCAUCAAGUCCAAGGGCGAGAAGAAAAAGCAGCAUAUGAUUGGCAUGAAGAAGACCCUUGUGUUCCACCGAGGACGUGCUCCAAAAGGGGAGCGCACUGGUUGGAUUAUGCACGAGUACCGCACCACCGAGCCAGAGUUUGAGUCUGGCGAGCAGGGUGGCUAUGUUCUGUACCGCCUAUUUCAAAAGCAAGUGGAGAAAACUGAGCGCUCCAUUCCGGAGGAAAUGGAUAGAAGUGGCUACUCUCCCACUCCAUCUCGUUCUACUCCUGACAAUAUGGAAGCAAACGAGGAAGCUAUCACACUCAUAAAUAAGGAAUCUCCUGAAUCUGGUCUGCAUGGAUGUCCAAUUGAGUUGCCAUGUACAAUUGAAACUCUGGGCGCCCCGGUUACAAGGUGGCUUGCAGACCGAAAUGGCAAUCCCGGGACAGAUGAAGCAAACGAUGUAGGCAUGCCUUUUCAUCGUGGUGUCGAUGAAAGUCCCAAGCAGGCCGAUCUGUCAGUUGGCUCUCUGGCUCACCUAAUUGAUUCACAGACGAAAAAUCUCGGUUCUCAUGAGUUUGCCACCGUUUCUGCCCCCAUGUUACCGGAUGACCAUUUGGACAAUCUUCUACUUCAUUUAACUCAUAAUUCGGUGGAAGAUUUCUUGAAUGAAACAAUUGCUGAUCCAGACGAGCUUUCGUCAACUGCAUGUAAAGUUCAGUACGAUUCAGACAAUGGGAUUAUGCAGGCUCAGGGUGAUUUGCUAUAUGAUGAUCCAAACUGGUUUGGUAAUUUUCUGUCAGAUGACACAAAUCCACAACCAAGUGGAUUAUAUGAGAAUGCACCAUUGCUUCCUUAUGGCACUAAUCCUGAUGUACUUUCCAUGGACUCCGGCGACGAGUCCUUGCAAGAUUUGUUCAAUAGCAUGGACGAUUCAAGUUGGCAGAAUGAUGUAUGGAGCAACGGAUUUGGAUUUAAUCCCAUGCAUCAGCAGUUACAGUCUACUGUGCAUCCGAACUAUAUAUUUUCUCAACAGGGCAUUGCACGCAGGAGGCUUCGGCUACUAGAUUCAUUGUCUGAUGUCAAUGUUGAGAGUAGAGAGAGCAUGACCAGAGAUGAACAUGAAGAUGAAGAAUCAGAUAUUGUAACUUCGAAAUAUAGGAGUGAAUCUGUUGAAUCAUCUGCAGAUGUAGAUGAGUCUGAGUCAACCGGGGUUACUAUUAUGAGCCGGCGCCGUGCUCUAACUAAAAGUGUGCCUUCCGACCGCGAUGAUGCUGAAUCAACGGGGAUUACUAUUAUGGGCCGGCGCUCUGCUCCAAGUUCAAAUGCGCCUUCCGAUGAAGCUGAUGCUGAGGCAACAGGGAUUAAUAUUGUGAGCCGACGCACUGCUCCAAGUUCAAGCACAGAUAACUCAUUUACCACCGAACAGGGGACUGCAGUGCGAAGGUUGCGGCUACAAUCGAACCUUGACGCAGGAUCAUGUUCCAGUGUUGAUGGUUUGUCAAGUUGCAUUAUAGAACAUGGAAGUGAAAACGAAGGGCUGGAAGCUGAGAUUGACGAGCAUGUGGAUACAAACUUCCUUGAUGAUGUUGGUUUUGCUGGCAACAGUCAUGCUGAUGAGCAUAUGUACAUGCCUGAUCAUGAAGCUAAUUCUCUUACGAGGCUGCGGAAGACAGCAGAGAAAAGCGACAAGGAGAACAAGCAGGAGUGUGGUCCCCAGUCACAUGUGAGAGCACCAAGGAAGAGGGGAGGCUUCGCAGCACGCAUGAUCUUGCCAGUUCUGUCGGUGGCUCUUCUCGUUCUUGUUAGCGUUGGGGUCUACGGAUGGGCAUAAUAGCUCUCUUAAAAUGGGAUUUAAUGUGUCACAUUUUCCCCACAUCGGCUGUGAGCAUUGUACAUACUGUGUCUUACUGCCCGCGUUUAGACGGUUGUAAGACAGAGAAGUGUUUGUUCCCCUUUCGGCGGGGAAGUGUAAGUGAGGUAGCAAAUGAGAAGCGGGAUGAAGCAAGGAGCAAGUGUUGCUGUAGAUGCCUGUGACUUGGUACAUGCUAGUUUUCGUUUUUCUGUCACCGCAGGUGUUGGCAACCAGGUUGUAGUCAUCCAUUAUGCGUGUUGUUGUGAUGUUGUAAGGUCUGAACCUAAUUAGAUCUGUUGCAGAUCCUUUUUCCCA
Hordeum vulgare subsp. vulgare (domesticated barley) is the source of this 2662-nucleotide messenger RNA. RefSeq names its product protein NTM1-like 9. Gene Ontology annotation, biological process: regulation of DNA-templated transcription. The record is from RefSeq and is a predicted model, not a curated record. Lineage: Eukaryota; Viridiplantae; Streptophyta; Magnoliopsida; Poales; Poaceae. The coding region runs from base 212 to 2326 and encodes 704 amino acids. The transcript has 7 exons. Gene Ontology annotation, molecular function: DNA binding.